AUGGCCAAAGCACGGCGGUUCGUCCCCGUUGUGCUCAGGGUCGCCACCGCCGCCGCCGCCGGCGUCGCGGCGAUAGUCAUGGCCACGAGCCACCAGACGGCCACCGUCUUCGGCUUGGAGGUGCAGGCCAAGUUCCAGUACCUGCAGUCAUUGAUCUUCUUCGUGGUCGCCAACGUCGUUGUCUGCGCCUACAACCUCCUCGUCCUCGUCGUGCCGACGGCGCCGAGCCCCGCCGCGAAGCUGGUGCUCGUGGCCGACGCGAUGGUCGGCAUGUUGAUCACCGGCGCCGCCGCCGCGGCCGCUGCCACAUCGGCUAUCGGGAAGAACGGGAACAGCCGCGCCGGCUGGCAGCCGAUCUGCGGGAUAAUGAGCACCUUCUGCGACCAUGUCACGGGGGCUCUGGCCUGUGGCUUCGUUGCGGUCGCCCUCCACUUCCUCGUCCUUCUCCAGUGUUCUCGUCACCGUGAGCUGGCCAGGAUCGAUAUUUCAUUUGAUCGUAUAUCAAGCAAUCAGUUUGGCUUCAACAUUAAGAGCAACAGUUUUCAGUACAAAGCUGAAGGUAUCAUUUCAAAAGGCGUCCAAGUGAAGUAA
Messenger RNA from Lolium rigidum, 591 nucleotides. RefSeq names its product CASP-like protein BLE3. The coding region runs from base 1 to 591 and encodes 196 amino acids. The record is from RefSeq and is a predicted model, not a curated record. The transcript is spliced from 5 exons. Lineage: Eukaryota; Viridiplantae; Streptophyta; Magnoliopsida; Poales; Poaceae.